AUGUCGGAGAGACCCAGCUUGAGGCCCUUGGGACUUCCUCCUUUCCCAAUUCCCGUGGGCGUUUUGUCUUCAUCCAUCUCUCCAACGCUCCUCACGGUCGAAAGAGGGGGCCUUGGAUAUGAAGCGUACCAUUCGCUUGUUCGAGAGGUGGUGACAGCCGUAAUGGAAGAUGAUGCGACUAAGCGCCGUUCUCUCGAGCACUACCUCAUCUCAGACUACGCCAUGUCCCUUUUAUCCCAAACCAUCUCCGUCUCGACUUGGGCCUUCAAACCUCCUCUGUCUUUGGAGGAUAUUCCCGUCAACCCCGGGGUGGCGAUACUGGCACAGAAGUUCCUGUCUGUUAUGGGCGUUCUCGUAGAGCGUGAAGGCGGGGCCCUUCCGACGAUGGUGCGCGAGUGGGUUGUGGAGAGCUGCCUCCGAAUGGGAUUCGGUACGGGGAUGAUCGAGCUGCAAAGAUUUCAAAGCGUCGUGCCUCUUCCACCCGAGCCCCAAGUGUCUCCCCUUUCGCCCAUAUCCGACUUCCGCCCAUUCCGUCAUGGCGGGUUCCACAAACCCAUGUUUCUCCUUCGAGGCCCGCUUUCAGCAAGUAUAUCCUUGAGCUCGCGCACCUUCCCCGACGCACAGGGGACUACAAGGGCAAUUGAGCGUCCCAAGAUAUCCUCCGUGUCCAUUCCAAUCUCAACUUUGCAGACCACCAUCCCUGCCUCGAACCUUAACUUUCUGUCCACGCUCCAACUCCCUCCAACUCCUUUGCCCGCUGCGCGCCACCAACGAUCCGAGGAGUCCGACUUCACUGCAUGCUCUCCUUUCUCUACGCCUUCACCAUACGAUCCCUUAUUCGACAGUCCUCCCCCGUCUUGCCCGUCGGAGCAGGAGCGUUGGUCCACACCCUCUCUCACCCAAUCACAAGAGGGGGAUAGAGCAACGAUAUCCCCUAACGUCGGAUCCGAAAACACGAAUGAAGAAGGACUUGCACUGAAUGAGAGCGAGAGGCCAAGCGUGGACGAGAAUAAAACACUUGAAUUCACGGAGGACGAGAGCAGUGAAGGGAGUGCAGCUUCCUCCGUUAGGCGUAUGCUGGAGGAGGACUUGUCUUCGAGCAGAAUGUUCAACGUCAUCACGCCGGAUGCCAGCACGUUGUUGAAAAUGAGAAGGAAGACAACGGUCGAUUGAGUGUGUUGUAUCAUCAGUCCACAAAGCCACUAGUCGUGGUGGCCAUUCAUGCGCAGGAACACUUUGACCGCACCAAGAAGCAUGUAGAGUCGCUCAUUACCUGCAAGGUCUGUAUUCGAAAAUAACCAUUAUACGCGAAUUAUCAUCAUGUGCAAUCGUUGUCAUUCACUCGU
Dacryopinax primogenitus is the source of this 1346-nucleotide messenger RNA. RefSeq lists its product as uncharacterized. Lineage: Eukaryota; Fungi; Basidiomycota; Dacrymycetes; Dacrymycetales; Dacrymycetaceae. The record is from RefSeq and is a predicted model, not a curated record. Bases 1 to 1173 code for a protein of 390 amino acids. The transcript is spliced from 4 exons.